CAGAGGGAGGAAGCUGGCUUCCUGAAGCCUCCUCAGCCCUCAAAGACCGACCAACAGACAGACAGACAGCUGGCAAGAGGCAGCCUGGGAGACACAGCUGCUUCAGUGAACCUCAUGGCUGAGUGAGGCCCAGCACACCCUCCCCCGCAGCAUGGUCCAGGACCGUGGGGGGUGCUCCCGAGCACAGCUGCUGACCUGGUCUUCGGAGGCAGCCAUGACCCAGCCUCCACCCACCAAGGCACCGGUCAAGAAGCAUGUGAGGCUUCAGGAGAGGCGGGGCUCCAAUGUUGCUCUGAUGCUCGAUGUGCGGUCCCUGGGGGCUGUGGAACCCAUCUGCUCAGUGAACACACCCCGGGAGGUCACCCUACACUUUCUGCGCACAGCUGGACACCCCCUCACCCGCUGGGCCCUGCAGCACCAGCCACCCAGCCCCAAGCAGCUGGAAGAGGAAUUCUUGAAGAUCCCCUCAAACUUUGUCGACCCUGAAGAACUGGAUAUUCCUGGCCAUGCCUCCAAGGACCGAUAUAAGACCAUCUUGCCAAAUCCCCAGAGCCGGGUCUGUCUAGGCCGGGCACAGAGCCAAGAAGACGGAGACUACAUCAACGCCAACUACAUCCGAGGGUACGAUGGGCAGGAGAAGGUCUACAUCGCGACCCAGGGCCCCAUGCCCAACACCGUGUCAGACUUCUGGGAGAUGGUGUGGCAGGAAGAAGUAUCACUCAUCGUCAUGCUCACUCAGCUCCGAGAGGGCAAGGAGAAAUGUGUCCACUACUGGCCCACAGAAGAGGAAACCUAUGGACCCUUCCGGCUACGCAUCCAAGACACGAAAGAGUGUCCGGAGUACACCGUGCGACAGCUUACCAUCCAGCACCAGGAGGAGUGUCGGGGAGUGAAGCAUGUCCUCUUCUCUGCCUGGCCUGAUCACCAGACCCCAGAGUCGGCUGGGCCCCUGCUGCGCCUGGUAGCCGAGGUGGAAGAGAGCCCAGAGACAGCUGCCAACACUGGGCCCAUCGUGGUCCACUGCAGUGCAGGGAUUGGCCGGACUGGCUGCUUCAUCGCCACCCGAAUUGGCUGUCAGCAACUGAAGGCCCGUGGGGAAGUGGACAUUCUGGGCAUCGUGUGCCAGCUGCGGCUGGACAGGGGUGGAAUGAUCCAGACCACGGAGCAGUACCAGUUCCUACAUCACACGCUGGCCCUGUAUGCGGCCCAGCUCCCUGAUGAGCCCUGCCCCUGAGCCCUGGCGCCCUCCACCAGCCCCGGAGCCAAAGUCCCCCAGGCCUGGGUAGGGGGGUCAGGCAGAGUGGGCCUCUGGAUCUGAGGGACCCCUUGGAUGGGCCUGGGGAAGGGGUGUCUCCUCGGGGGGCACACACAGUCACUGGGAGCUGCAUCAGCAAGGACUGAGACUGGACUCCAGGUCUUUAAGAUGGGCCACUCUUCUGCUUCCUCGACUAGCCCCAGACGGACACUUGGGGGGACCUCCCGUGUCUCUCUGACUUGCGAGCCAGGAGCCGGCAUUGAUCAUAGAGCUGAGGAAGGAGCCCAGGAGUCCUGGUCUUGUCUAAAGUGCUCUGUGAGCUUCAUCUCUCUGUCUAGGACACAGACAUUGUGUGUUUUGCUCGCGUAGUUAAAAGCAAUCACAGAAGUUCCUAGAAGCCGCUCCACCUAGAUCCCCUUCCUGGGGCUGGCAAGACAGUGAUCCCCAGAUCUUCCGCCUGGGGCCUGCCCAAGAAUAGGCCAGAUGCCAGAGCUGGGAAAAGUCUGAUCCUGACCAUGGCCAAGAUCUCGACAUCCCACCAAU
Molecule: messenger RNA, 1798 nt
Organism: Lontra canadensis (Northern American river otter)
Lineage: Eukaryota; Metazoa; Chordata; Mammalia; Carnivora; Mustelidae
Gene: PTPN7
Product: protein tyrosine phosphatase non-receptor type 7
Exons: 10
Coding region: 152-1234 (360 amino acids)
Biological process (GO): protein dephosphorylation
Molecular function (GO): protein tyrosine phosphatase activity
Source: RefSeq, a predicted model, not a curated record